AUGAGUUUGCAUUCCAACGAUUCGUCUAUCGAAGGCGACGUGUUUAUCCAACAAUUGGCGAGUCAUAUCCGUAAGAACGAAGAAGGUUUGGCCAAUGGGUUACUAUAUUUUUCAAAGGCCAAGUCUCAAUCAAAUGUGAAAUCUUCAAGAUUAAGUUUCACCAUCCAUCAUUUAUAUUUCAUAACCGAUAGAAUUGAAAGCAGUCCACUUGGUGUUGAUGUGGGUCCAUUAAAUAUCAAGUUAGAUACUCCAAACCAUGAGCCUACAUUUAUAUCGUUUAUGGCUAACAAUGCUCGAAGUUCCAAACAUUUCGAUAGUGAUGCUCGCUCGAUUUCUUCCAUUAACUCCGUCAGAUCAAUAAUGUCCAGUGCCUCUGUUUAUUGGCGUAAUUUAGGUUAUCUGAAAGAUCCUAAAGCCAUCAAUAAGGAUUUGAACUAUUUAUAUUCAAGUUUCACUAAAAUCCCUUGUUUAGUGUUGAAUCCAAGAACGAAAAUCCAUAGCAUUCUGGGCUAUGAAGAAUAUCCAUGUGACACCAGUGUGCCGUUGAAAAUGUUUAAAAACUUACAAGUUCUCGAAGUCAUUGAUUACGAACCCAAUGAAAUCUUUGGUUGGCAUUGCUUAUGUGAACAAUUAAGAAUCUUAAUUAUUAAAAGUAAUAAAGUAAACUCAAUUGAAGAAGUUCUCUUCAAUUUAGUGGUUGAUGACGAAUAUGGUCGCACAAGUUUUAACUCCACAACUUCACAUUCUUCCUUGAAAGCAGCAGCAAGUGGCCGUCACAAUCUUCCGUCUACUGAUUUGUUUGACGAUCAUCAAAAUGCAUCUUCAACGACUUCGCUUUUAAGUUUACCUUCCUUCCAUUCCCAUUCCCAUUCCCAUUCCCAACUUGAUUAUGUUCCUCCUAGCUUUAAUGAUCACUACAAAAAUUUGAACUUUAGAAGACAAAGAGCAAACACUUCUAGCAGCUCCGAAGGUAAUCAAAGGAACUCCUUCUAUCAUAAUUCACAAGCUACCAUCAAUUCAUCCAUGUCUGCUUCAAGAAACAAUAAUAAUAACAGCAAUGAAAGCAAUUCCGCAUUAACUCAUUCAACUGAUCUUAUUGGAGGAGGAGCAGGCUCCUCUUCACUUCCUAAAGAUUACAACAGUUCAUUGAAAUACCUAACAGAAGACAAUUGCCAUUCACAUUAUUCACAUACAUAUCCAGAAGAUUCUGUUGGAAGAGACUACACAAAAUUACCUGAAGGUAAAUGGCUGACCUUAAAACAAUUGACAAUUCAAGAUACUUCGAUAAAAUCAAUUGCUCCGUUUGUGUUCAAGCCAUUUUGCAACUUGGUUAAAUUGAACUUAUCCAAUAAUUUACUUGAAGAAAUUCCUCCUGGAUUAAAUCAGCUUACAAAUGUUCGGUUCAUAAAUUUGAACGACAAUUAUAUCACCAGUUUAAAGAACUUGCCAACAUCCUUGAAACAACUUACAACCCUUUCAUUAAACAGUAACCAUAUCACAAAUUUGGAUGGCUUAGAAAAGUUGAAGACUUUGCAAAAACUUGAUUUGAGAAGAAAUAAAUUGAAAGGAAUCGAAUCGUUAAAACCAAUUGUUCUUUUGUUUGUGAAGAUUCCAAGUAUUCUUAGUAAUGUUUAUGUUUCUCUGAAUCCAGAUUUGGGUAAACAUUACCGAAUUGAUCUUUUCAAUUUAUUCAAUGGGGUCAAAUAUAAGAAUUCAGUUAAAAUUGAUGACUCCAGACCCGGUUAUUUUGAAGGGGCAUUGUUAUUGGAUCAAGAGGCAUCCUUUUUAAAUUUGACAAAAUAUCUUUCCAUAAAUGUUUCCAAUGGUACAUCAACAACCAAAAGUAAAGCAACACCACCUCCAUUUGAAAUUGAAAAACUUUGCAAUAGACUAGAAGAUAUUUCAGCCGUUUUAAAGGAGACUCCAAAGACACAGCCACUAACCAUUAUCACAAGUGAUGAUGGAAUGACAACCAAAUUGAAUUAUUUCAAGAUACGACAACCCAAAUCCAAACCCGGUGAAGAAGAAGUUGAAGAAAUUGAAAAUGAAGGAUCGAAACAUGAUCUUCCAAAAGAAAGUCUGGUAUUUUCAAGUCAUAAUCAAACAUUAGAUCCCAACUCUACUUUUAUUGUAGAGCAAGAAAGAUCAACGUCUUCCUCAGCCACAUUAUUAACUUCAACUUCAAAAAUUAUGCCCUUGAGUGUUAAUCUCAAUCUUUCUAAUACCAAUGGAGAUUUUGACGGCAUGCUCUCUAAGAGUUCAGUAACUAUGUCCACUGCAACAGUUUCAGUCCUCCCGCAAAGUCAAACCAUGGAUAAUAUUCAUCAAAAGCUAUCAAUUAGUAAUGGUACUAUUGCAUCCACUAUGUCCACUUCAAAUGCUUCUAUGCAAGCAAAUGCUUCUACUGCGACCACUACACCCCAACUGUUGACCCCCAAAUCCUCCAAGCCCUCACUUAUUAGAAGGUCGACUACAUUUACCCAGGUUGAUCUUGAGUCACCAACCACUGCAGCCACCACCUCCACUGCUCCUAUCAUUCUUACUCCAGUGCAAGUUACUGCCAGAAUGAGUACUUGA
Messenger RNA from Lizanozyma spartinae, 2577 nucleotides. RefSeq lists its product as uncharacterized. Gene Ontology annotation, cellular component: cytoplasm. The transcript has a single exon. Bases 1 to 2577 code for a protein of 858 amino acids. NCBI's taxonomy places the organism in Eukaryota, Fungi, Ascomycota, Pichiomycetes, Serinales, Debaryomycetaceae. The record is from RefSeq and is a predicted model, not a curated record. Gene Ontology annotation, molecular function: protein kinase binding.